AAAAUUAAGAAAUAACGUACUAGCAGUAAAUGAAAGGAAAAUAAAAUACAAAAUAUAAAUAAAGACAAGGAAAUGUAGAGAUUUCACAAGAUUUUUUACAAAUCUUUCUCCACUUAGUUUCCUAAAACUUUAUAAACGGACUACACAGUUCACAGAGCUGUUGUUGGUCUACAGUGAAUGAAUGUGUGUUCGUUUUGGUCUGUUGGUGAUUUCUAAUCUUCCGUCCGUCCUUCAGUCUCUGAACAACCAGAGUCUCUGCAAGAUUCCUCGGAGCGUCAACAACUGGACCAUCCAUGGCCUGUGGCCUCUCAAGUCUCGGGGCUGCUGCGACUGCUGGCCGAUGUUCCACUCAGACGUCCAGGAGCUGGAGGCCGAGCUGACUGAACACUGGCCAUCGCUACUGAAAACCAAAUCCAGCUUCCAGUUCUGGAGAGAGGAAUGGAGGAAACAUGGAGCGUGUGCGGCCUGUGUGGAAGGAUUCAACUCUCCGCUGAGAUAUUUCCAGACCUGCCUCAAACUCAGACACCAGUUCGACAUCCACUGGUUGUUGGAUGACGCUGGAAUCACUCCGUCCUGUGAUCGACCCUACAAGGUUGAGGAAGUUCACGGCGUUCUGGCUCCACAUCUGGGCGACCAACUGGAGAUCCAGUGUGUAACCGAUGACAAGGACCAAGAGGUGUGGUUUCAGGUGAAGAUCGGUCUGUCUCGCAACCUGACCAUCGGCUGUGAGCACCACGGCAAUGCUAAGGGGGACUUUGCGGCCGGGUCCAACCCAGUAUCGUACCCCUCUCCUGGGCAUCCCUGUCGUUCCGGUAUCCCCUUCUACUACCUGCCCAUAAACCACCAGCAGCCACUGAGGCCUUGCGACUAACACAACCAGACAACAACCUGGCAAAAUGCAGUCCUGAGAUUCGUACAACACCACUUAUCAGGGCAAAGCAGUCGUACAAGCCCUGUCACACCACUCAUAAGACAUUUACAAUGGUACUGAGACUUCUAUGGUACCACUUGGCAUUUACAAUAGAGUCCCGAGAUUUCUAAGGUACCGCUUAGCCAGCAUUUACAAUACUGCCUUGAAAUUUCCAUAUAACCACUUGCCAAAUAUUUACAAAGCAGUCGUAUGACCCGUGAUACCACUUUAUCAGACAUUUACAAGAGUACUGAGUUUUCUACAGUACCGUUUACCCAACAUUUAGAAUGGAAUCCUGAGAUUUCAAUAAAAGCACUUACCAGACAUGUACAGUACUGCCCAGAGAUUUCUACAAACCACUUAACAAAUAUUUAUAAAGCAGUUGCAUGAGCCCUGUGAUACCACUUUAUCAGACAUUUACAGCAGAGUCCUGAGUUUUCUAGGGUACCAUUGACCAGAAAUUUGCAAUGCUGCCCUGAGAUUACUAUGGCACCACUUACCCCAAAUUUACAAAAAAAGCCCUGACAUUUCUAUGGUACCAUUGACCAGAUAUUUACAAUAGAGCCCUGAUAUUUCUUUUGUAGAACUUAUCAGAGAUUUACGAUACAGUCCUGAGAUCAGUGACGCCACUUAUCAGGCACUUAAAAUGUUGUUGGUGCAACCCGGCAAAAACAACGCGUACGCAAGCAUCUACUGAUUCACAGUUUAUUGACGUUACACGUUUUUUUAACCUUCCUGCACCCAGAAACGUAUUGACAGAACAUUGAAAAGCACUAAAACCAGAUUCAGACCACUAGAAGAAAAAAAGAAGCUAACAAAAAAUAUAAAAUAAAUGGAGAGAGACAUCCACACAAAGAGUCAGCGGGACAGACUGCGGUGUUCCUCCUAUGCCUGCUAUGGGAACUGGGUAUUAAUACGCUGUACGUGGGUGGUUGUACGGUUUUGGCUACUGAAGUAAUAAAAACAAGUUGAACAGAA
Molecule: messenger RNA, 1888 nt
Organism: Amphiprion ocellaris (clown anemonefish)
Lineage: Eukaryota; Metazoa; Chordata; Actinopteri; Pomacentridae
Gene: rnaset2l
Product: ribonuclease T2, like
Exons: 7
Coding region: 182-871 (229 amino acids)
Biological process (GO): RNA catabolic process
Cellular component (GO): extracellular region
Molecular function (GO): ribonuclease T2 activity; RNA binding
Source: RefSeq, a predicted model, not a curated record